Spodoptera frugiperda (fall armyworm) is the source of this 1764-nucleotide messenger RNA. RefSeq names its product gustatory receptor for sugar taste 43a. Gene Ontology annotation, biological process: sensory perception of taste. The transcript has 11 exons. The record is from RefSeq and is a predicted model, not a curated record. Bases 176 to 1588 code for a protein of 470 amino acids. Lineage: Eukaryota; Metazoa; Arthropoda; Insecta; Lepidoptera; Noctuidae. Gene Ontology annotation, cellular component: neuronal cell body; dendrite; axon.
UUUAGUUCUCGCCCCGCCCGCCCAACAUCUCCACGUGUUUCUGGGACCUUGGUACCUGCCUUACGAUAUUUUACACUGUUGUAACAAGUUUCUAGUUGGAUUUUGAUUAUUAUGAUGUUUUUUAUAAGAAAGUUUAAUAGUGAUAAAGUUCAUUGAUCUUUGAAUUUUGUUAUCAAUGGGCGUGGAGUCAGCGAAGGUGGAGGAAGUGACGGCCGCGCCAGUGCCGACCGAGUCGGAGGCGCGGUCCAACCGGCCCACGCACUGCGUGGUCGGUGGAGCGCAUGCCUUCAUACUUAGGAUCUCAAGUUUCUUCGGGCUGGCUCCCCUGCGGUUCGAAGCCCGCAGCAAUGGGUUCACGGUCAGCAUAUCCAGCGCAAUGUGUGUGUACAGCUACAUUUUAGUUACAGUUUUAGUAAUAUGCACAAUAUUCGGCCUAGUAGCAGAGAUCAACGUGGGCGUAGAGUUGUCAGUGCGCAUGUCUUCACGCAUGUCGCAAGUGGUCUCGACUUGCGACGUUUUAGUCGUGGUCGCGACGGCCGGCGCAGGAGUCUACGGCGCGCCACAACGGAUGAGAAACAUGCUGAAGUUCAUGGAAAAUAUUGCUUCGGUGGACACCAGUAUAGGCGGACAAUAUUCUUUAGUGACGGAGCGCAAGUUGUGCGGCAUCAUUCUGGCUAUCCUCAUAUUCUUCUCGAUCCUCAUCGCUGACGACUUCACCUUCUACGCGCUGCAGGCUAAGAAAUUGGAUAGAGAAUGGGACGUAGUAACAAACUACCUGGGCUUCUAUCUGCUGUGGUUCGUCGUACUGAUACUGGAGCUACAGUUUGCGUUCACCGCACUGUCGGUGCGCGCGCGCUUCUCAGCUGUCAACGACGCGUUAGCGCUUACUGCUCGACAAGUCUCCGUCCCUGUAGAAAAACCAAAGAGCUCGUCACCUCUUAACAUUUAUGCGAUCCGGGUAGCUCCGGCUGACUCAGCGCGGUCGGCCAACGUCAGCCUACUAGUGGAAACCAUGACUGGCAGAGAACAUGUUGUCAUUAUCAAGAGAACAGUGUCCAUUAUUUCAGCCAGUGGGGAGCCUCGCCUCAUUGUAUCCCCAUGUGAUGCUGUGAGACGUCUAGCAGCGCUACACGGCACUCUCUGUGACGUCGUCAACAGUAUAGACGACAGCUACGGGCUCCCUCUCAUCGUGAUCCUCAUUUCAACGUUACUUCAUCUGAUAGUUACGCCAUACUUCUUAAUUAUGGAGAUCAUUGUGUCUACGAACCGCAUUCAUUUCUUGGUUCUGCAAUUCUUGUGGUGUGUAACGCACAUGUUACGCAUGAUCGUCGUGGUGGAGCCUGGACACUAUACUAUAGCCGAGGGCAAAAGAACAGAGGCGUUAGUAUGCAGACUGAUGACAUCAGCGCCGUCUACGGGCGUGCUGCCUUCAAGGCUGGAGAUAUUCUCGAGACAACUGAUGCUGCAGUCGGUCAGCUACGCGCCAAUGGGGAUGUGCACGCUGCAUCGACCGCUUGUAGCUUCUGUGAUAGGUGCAGUGACAACCUACCUGGUGAUUCUCAUACAAUUCCAAAGAUACGACAGUUGAAAAUGAAGGACGCCGAUAUAAUUUUAAUAUUCACUCUCUAGUCACUACAUGAGUUCCUAGUACCUAUUUUACAUGUUUUGUAAAAUUUAUUAAAUAAGAAGUAAUAACGAACGGGUUUUUUGUAAAUAAAUUAAUUAGAAUACAUUAUGUAUAUGUAAAUAAAAUAAAUGUUUGUC